Messenger RNA from Aspergillus clavatus NRRL 1, 1353 nucleotides. RefSeq names its product eukaryotic translation initiation factor 3 subunit E. Gene Ontology annotation, cellular component: cytoplasm; eukaryotic translation initiation factor 3 complex; nucleus. The transcript is spliced from 2 exons. Bases 1 to 1353 code for a protein of 450 amino acids. Gene Ontology annotation, molecular function: translation initiation factor activity. Gene Ontology annotation, biological process: translational initiation. NCBI's taxonomy places the organism in Eukaryota, Fungi, Ascomycota, Eurotiomycetes, Eurotiales, Aspergillaceae. The record is from RefSeq and is a predicted model, not a curated record.
AUGGCAGACAACGCCCCCCCUACUGCUGAGACCCUCCUCAGCGGUGCCGCCGCUCACCCCCAGACCGCUGAAGAAAUCGCCAACCAGUACAACCUGCUGCCCAAGCUGAUCCCUUAUCUCGACCGUCACCUGGUUUUCCCUCUUCUCGAAUUCAGCUCGGGCCAAGAUGACGAGAAGGAGGUUGUCCGUGCGAAAUAUGAACUUCUUAAGCAUACAAACAUGACCGAUUAUGUCGCCAACCUGUGGAAGGAAAUCCACAAUUCCGAUACCAUCCCCGACGAAUUCGUAAAGAAGAGGGAGGAGGUUCUGUCUAAGCUGCAAGAAUACGAGGAGGAAAGCGCCAAGAUCACCCAGCUGCUGCAGGACGAGAGCGUCGUCGCCAACCUGCGUAGCGACAAGGCCGCCAACUUGAAGUUCCUCGAGGAGCAGCACGGAGUCACCGUUGAGAUGGUCAACAGCCUCUACGAGUAUGGUCGAUUCCAGUACAGCUGCGGCAGCUACGGUAACGCCGCCGAACUUCUGUACCAGUUCCGUGUCCUUUCGACAGAUAACGACAAGGUUGCAUCGGCUACAUGGGGUAAGCUGGCCUCGGAGAUUCUCACCACCAGCUGGGACGCUGCGAUGGAGGAGGUCCUGAAGGUCAAGGAUUCGAUUGAGACCCGCCUAUUCAACAACCCUCUGGGUCAGCUGCAGAACCGCUCGUGGCUGAUUCACUGGGCCCUUUUCCCCUUCUUCAACCACGAUCCCGCCCGCGAUGCCCUGACCGAACUUUUCUUCUCCCCCGCCUACAUCAACACCAUCCAGACCAACUGCCCCUGGAUUCUCCGAUACCUCGCCGCGGCAGUCAUCACCAACCGUAACCGGGCACACAAGAGCAGCGGCUCGUACCAGAAGCAGCUGAAGGAUCUGAUCCGUGUCGUGCGCCAGGAGGGUUAUGAGUACUCGGACCCCAUCACCGACUUUGUCAAGGCUCUUUACAUCGAUUUCGACUUCGAAGAGGCUCAGAAGAAGCUGGGGGAGGCCGAGGAUGUUCUCCGAAGUGACUUCUUCCUCGUUUCCGCCGCGGAUGCCUUUGUGGAGGCCGCCCGGCACCUCAUUUCCGAGAGCUACUGCAAGAUUCACCAGCGGAUCGAUAUCAAGGACCUGUCUACCCGUCUUGGCUUGAACCAGGAUGAGGGUGAGAAGUGGAUCGUCAACCUGAUCCGUGACACCCGCGUGGAUGCCAAGAUCGACUACAAGGAGGGCACCGUGAUCAUGAACCACCCUCCCCAGUCGGUGUACCAGCAGGUCAUUGAGAAGACCAAGGGUGCAUUCUUCCGGACACAAGUGCUGAGGUUCGUCUUCCCGAUAUAA